AUGGCUAAUAGUACGGAGCUGAACAGGCGUUCCCCAAGUGCCCGCUCAGCUGCUCCCCUCCAGUAUCCGACUUUCCCGCCAGUAUCAGCCUCCGUUCAAGAGUGGCUUUCGCACUCUCGCCCAGCAGCCACCAUGUCGCACGAUCGACCUACAACUCCAGCUACCAGAUCCCUCGGCGAUAGCUGGGCAGACCUCAGCGUAUCAGAUAUACACUCUGAAGAUGGGAGCCGCUCGGAGCAUACUGAUGCGGAAUCCUUGAUCGACCAGACCACGCCCGACGAUGUAGCGAGCCUGGAUGAGCGAUACAGCAGCAGCGAGAUCGACGGUCCAGAUGAUGAGUCGGCCAGAGGAGACACCGAGGAGGAGGGGGAAGAAGAAAAGAGGCAGGAAGAUGUCGAUGGCGAGUUUCAGCGCUUGACAGCCUUCGACGAGUCGCCACUGCGUUUGACCGAAGACGACGACCACACAAUCGACGACAGCAGCUUGACCACCCGUCCAACGUGCCGCCAGUCCAUCGAUUCGAUAGAGUUUGUGGAGCCUGAAAAAUGGCCUGAGAUGGAGCGAGUCGAGCUUAAACAUACAAUCCACGUGCUCAGUGAAGCUGAAGCAACUCAGCUGAAACCUACGCUGCCACAGAAUAAAAUCAAGGAUGCACUUCUCGUGACCACCGUCCAGCAGACUAUGACCAAGGGAAGCUUGGACCUGGACAGGCCAUACCGUGUGCUGUACACGGGCCAGCCAGAUUCCCGGAACAUCAUUCUGGACAAGAUAGGCGAUGUCCUGGUGUCCAGCUCGACGGCAGAUUCGCCAGCAAGUUCUGCCAAUUCCUCUCGAUACCAUGUGGUGCCUACCUCGUUUGGGGCUGGAGCUGUGCCAAAUCUCGCAGAACUGCUUCCUAUCCACGUGCAGCUAGUCGUGGAUGAGUGCAAAGAAGCAAGUGCUGAACCUCAUGAAGCUUGCCUGGAAACUUUACACCUGGACUUUAAGAAUCGCCCGCCAUGUCGCUCAUACUGGGAUGGCUCGUGGUACCGAAUCACUUCUGCGUCAGAAUGGACCCUUCCUGACAUGGCCAUUAUAUUCGUCUCUGAUAGGGACAGUCAGGCUCUCGUGCAGACACAGCGCUGCGUUCAAACUUUCCUGGAGAGACACGAGAUCCCUGUGAUGGUCAUUUCGGAGGAACCGCUCUGGAAGCGAGCGACCGAACACAUCCAAGUCAACCAGAACAGCCUCCACAUGUGUCUUGAGUCUCGACACCCGCAGACAGGCGAGACCGCUGUAUUGCGUCGAUAUCCCAUCGAUUUGAAGACAUUUGAAAGUAUCACGCCAGGUCAGCUCAACCGUAACCUGGCUUCACUCAUGGAUCUUUACCCCAAGCACAUUCGCAAGAUCGCCGCGGCCGGUCCUCAGGCCGCGGAAAUGUGCUCUUCCACCGAUCCUCAGAACUAUCCUCGUAACCAAAGACGCCCAUUGUUUGGAAGCAAGGCUUGUGGGCCGGGUCCCACUCUUAGUAUGAUCGUCUUAACGCUUAUAUCCGCCGUCGCAAUUUCUUUUGGAUAUGCAGCGGUGAGUACAACAAUUCUCGGUGUCUCGCAAUGGAUGUCCAAGGGAGAAGUAUUCGACAGCGCCUCUGCGCCCGAAACGCUUCUACCAUCUUCUUCCGCAAUCGUACCCACGGUGGCCCCGACAUCACUUUCCCUUUGGGGCGCCGGUCAGCCUUACCAUUCCUCAAGCCAAUCCUCCGCAAUUGUCAGUCAAGAUGCCAGCUCCAUAAAUGUCUACCGAGAUCCGCCUCAAACAGCAGACUUGUUUGAAAUUCGAGUCGUUGGAGAUUGCCACGUAGUGAUCAAACCCCAUCGAAGCAUUCUCGCCUCCCGAAAGCCUCCACUCUUCGAUGUGAGUGUCCGACGACAUGACGAAACCUUGCAUCAUGAGAUCUCAAAGCUCUUCGACGGGGUAUACACACUGCGACUGGACCGAGAAGACGCAUAUGGCCUGGUGACCAUCACUGUUUGUACUAGGUCCAAACCCCUCCGCAAACAGGUGGCCACAGUUGAUUUUGGCACACCAUGGUUGAAGAUUGCAAGCUGGAGGUGGGCGGCGCAGAAGAUCUCGUCGGAAUUGACGAAAGAUUUGCAGAUCGCCCAGAACAGUUUGGCCGAAGUAUACAGCCGAGUCUCUACUGAUGUGCAGGUCAGGGUGGGCGAUCUGGUCAAGCGAUCUCAUUUCCUCCACCAGAACACCCUGCGAGAUCAGAGUCUAGUGGCUCAUCAAGCUGUGCUCGCGCGUUCCAAAGAAAUAUCACAGGUCAUUUCUCGAAGCGCAGUUGAACAAUUUCGCGCCGUGUCUUCUCUGGUGCAUAGGCGCUCUGUUCAUCUGAAUCAGGAAGCCAAGGGCCUCAUCAGUGGUGCAUGGAACCGAUUAGAAAAGACAGUCGACCGCGUUGAUCUAUCCUCGAUGAUUGAUCGCGUACGAAGUGCGCCAAGCGGUACGCUGGACCGGGCUCAAGCGCGAGCACGCCGCAUUGUGGGCCGUCGGGAGCGUGAUGAUUAA
Messenger RNA from Penicillium diatomitis, 2550 nucleotides. RefSeq lists its product as uncharacterized. The record is from RefSeq and is a predicted model, not a curated record. The transcript has a single exon. The coding region runs from base 1 to 2550 and encodes 849 amino acids. Lineage: Eukaryota; Fungi; Ascomycota; Eurotiomycetes; Eurotiales; Aspergillaceae.